GGAAGAUGCGCCACCGUAUCGCGAUGCGCCGCUUGGGCCGUGAUGGCGAGCACCGCUGGGCCAUGCUCCGCAACCAGGUGACGUCGCUCAUCGAGCACGAGCGCAUCCGCACGACGCUGCCCAAGGCCAAGGAGCUGCGCCGCGUCGCGGAGCAGGUCGUGACGCUCGCCAAGCAGAACGACAUUUGCGCCCGCCGCCAGGCGCAGGGCAUCGUCCGCACCAAGACCGAGUUCGACAAGCUCUUCGACACGCUCGGCCCGCGCUACAUGGACCGCGCCGGUGGCUACACGCGCAUCGUCAAGGCCGACUUCCGGUACGGCGACAACGCCGAGAUGGCCGUCAUCGAGUACAUUGACCGCCCGGGUGAGCUUCGCCGCGCCAAGCCGGGUACCGCCCACCUCGCCAAGAAGCAAGAAGAGUAGAUUUGUAUGAAUGGAAUAAGGUAGACACACUUACUGAACAGCG
Messenger RNA from Saprolegnia parasitica CBS 223.65, 465 nucleotides. RefSeq names its product 50S ribosomal protein L17. The record is from RefSeq and is a predicted model, not a curated record. The coding region runs from base 6 to 422 and encodes 138 amino acids. Lineage: Eukaryota; Oomycota; Saprolegniomycetes; Saprolegniales; Saprolegniaceae. The transcript has a single exon. Gene Ontology annotation, molecular function: structural constituent of ribosome. Gene Ontology annotation, biological process: translation. Gene Ontology annotation, cellular component: ribosome; large ribosomal subunit.